Molecule: messenger RNA, 2689 nt
Organism: Neoarius graeffei (lesser salmon catfish)
Lineage: Eukaryota; Metazoa; Chordata; Actinopteri; Siluriformes; Ariidae
Exons: 8
Coding region: 549-2564 (671 amino acids)
Molecular function (GO): RNA binding
Source: RefSeq, a predicted model, not a curated record
UAUUGCCGUUUUUUCCUUAUGUGCCCCCCUGAAAAAAUACUGGCCCCACCUCGGCCCCCCUAGUAAUUUUGGUCUAGAACCGCCACUGCAUGCUAGCUUCAUGUCACGGACAUAAUAUAGAGAACUUAGCCUAAAGUAACAUUAGGCAAGUCACUCCUCCCCGCCCUUCUCGGUGUGUGGGUGUGUGUGUUUAUUUUUUAAAGAAGGCUAUAGCAUUCAGAUUGGGCAGAAAUACUUGUCCACAUGAUUGGUGUACUUCGCCGUUUUAAUUUAAUUUUACAGAUAGUGGUGGAGAGACAGACAAUGUUGCGGGGCCAGGAGAAACAGCAGGAGGAGAGACAGAAGGAGGAGAGAGUGAGAGGAGGAAAAUAGGGCAAAGAGAGGAUGAAACAGGAUCAACUACAAGAGGAGAAAAGAGAGAAGGCAAAUGGAUGGAGAAUCAGAUAGGCCUUUAAGAGAAACUUUGAUAGAGGAAACUGAGGGAGAAACAGAGAGAGGAGAAAAUGAGGGAAGAAAAACAGAAAUAGACAGAACAGAAGGAAGAGAAAAUGAGGGAGGAGAAUCAGACAGAGAAGAUGCAGAGACAGACGAAAUGGAGGCAGAGGAAACUGAGACAGUAUCAGAAAGCAUCAGAUGCCAUCCACACAUCUGGACUGAAAUUCCAGUCUCAGACACCUCACUUUAACCCCCUGUUCUACCCCAUCCUACCACCGCAGUCCCACCCUCCGUCCUACUUCAUCAUGCCAGACCAGUUCUACCCCCCGUCCCACCCCGUUCUGAGAUCCGCCUCCUACUACCCUCCACCCGCCAUGAUGGGGAUGAACGAACACCACGUCCCAUCUGUCCAGGAGAUUCUGGGAGGAAACGCCGCGUCUCCUGUGACACCACCUGAAGGUGGACGUGUAGACGAUGGCUGUGUGAUCACUGCUCAGGCUCAUGCCACUGACGUGCUCACACUCGAACCGCCAGCAUCAGCUGAGUCAGAGCCUGAACCUCAACCCACUUACAGUCUGCCACCUGAAACUGUGGGCAUCGAAGAGUCUUUGUCCUCCAGACCCCCAAGUCCAAACGCACUGAUGUGGGGCGAGAUAAUGGACAGCGUCGACCCAAUCCCAUCCAGACCCCCAACUCCCACAUUACUCCCUUGGGGAGACCUAAUGGAGGAAAGGGGGUUCCAAAAGGACAAGGGGCAGGUGGACGACUUCAUGGAGGUAAAGGAGAAGGUGGAGGAGAAGGAGAAGGGUGCAGUGAUCAGGGAGCUGAAAAAGAAGGUCAAACAGUUUCAGGAGCCAAAGAAACAGGCAGAUGCAAACACCAACAAGCUCCCGAGCUCCGCCAGCGAGAACACCAAGUUUCAGUCUGAGACACCUCACUUCAACCCCCUGUUCUACCCCAUCCUACCACCGCAGUCCCACCCUCCGUCCUACUUCAUCAUGCCAGACCAGUUCUACCCCCCGUCCCACCCCAUUCUGAGAUCCGCCUCCUACUACCCUCCACCCGCAAUGAUGGGGAUGAAUGAACACCACGUCCCAUCUGACCAGGAGAUUCUGGGAGGAAACACUGCGUCUCCUGUGACACCACCUGAAGGUGGACGUGUAGACGAUGGCUGUGUGAUCACUGCUCAGGCUCAUGCCACUGACAUGCUCACACUCGAUCAACAUGUGGCACCAGAACCACCAGCAUCAGCUGAGUCAGAGCCUGAACCUCAACCCACCUACAGUCUGCCACCUGAAACUGUGGGCAUCGAGGAGCCUUUGUCCUCCAGACCCCCAAGUCCAAAGGCACUGAAGUGGGGCGAGAUAAUGGACAGCGUCGACCCAAUCCCAUCCAGACCCCCAACUCCAACGUUACUCCCUUGGGGAGAAAACCUGGCUGUUGAGGGUUCUGAGCUGUCCUUAUCCCCAAAUCUUAGUUCACUCAGUUGGGGAGAAAUAAUGGACAACGUCAACCCAAUCCCAUCCAGACCCCCAACUCCCACAUUACUCCCUUGGGGAGACCUAAUGGAGGAAAUGGGGUUCCAAAAGGACGAGGAGCAGAUGGACGACAUCCUGGAGGUAAAGGAGAAGGUGGAGGAGAAGGAGAAGGGUGCAGUGAUCAGGGAGCUGAAAAAGAAGGUCAAACAGUUUCAGGAGCCAAAGGAACAGGCAGAUGCAAACACCAACAAGCUCCCGAGCUCCGCCAGCGAGAACACCAAGGGAGUCGAACUGUACAUUCGGGGCAUCGAUUCCAGCGUGGACUCCAGGCGGCUGUUGAACGAAUUCCACCCGUUUGGAAAAAUCAUCAAAGCGAAGGUGGUGAUGGAGAACGGGAGCUCCAGAGGGUUUGGCUACAUCACGUACCAGACCAUGACAGAAGCCACGACAGCGAUCAGGGAGAUGAACAGGAAGAUGUUGGGGUGGAAGCCGCUGUUCGUUGCUCUGUCGAGAAGUAAAGACGAGCGCCAGUCUUGCUCCGGCCCGAGAGAGCAGAAGACCAGGAGCGGCCUUCUGUUCGAGCCCUGGCCGAGUCACAACCCGGACAAACAGAGGGUCCAGUCCCAGAGUGGGUCACAGUCAUAUUUGUAACGUCUUACAGAAUGGGUCUUGUUCAUUACCUCAGGAGCUAGCGAGUCAUCCCUUAGUCACAUCGACACGCCCUGACUGGAAAUGAGAAACUUUUGUAAAAAUAAACUCCUCAAUUGAAAAAUGCU